Molecule: messenger RNA, 4637 nt
Organism: Dothidotthia symphoricarpi CBS 119687
Lineage: Eukaryota; Fungi; Ascomycota; Dothideomycetes; Pleosporales; Dothidotthiaceae
Product: WD repeat-containing protein-like protein mip1
Exons: 4
Coding region: 183-4397 (1404 amino acids)
Biological process (GO): cellular response to amino acid stimulus; positive regulation of cell growth; positive regulation of protein serine/threonine kinase activity
Cellular component (GO): TORC1 complex; cytoplasm
Molecular function (GO): protein binding; protein-macromolecule adaptor activity
Source: RefSeq, a predicted model, not a curated record
CUCUGUGACCUUCUGCCUCCGCCCUCGCCGUGCCUCUCCACGCUGCUCCACCGCACGCCCGAAGCUCCCCUCCGCCUACUCGACACGCCCCUCACCGCACACAGCAGGCUCAGCGACAUGGGCGCUGCCAGGAGCUCUGGCCCUCUCUGCUCCCGUCCCAGCUCCGCAUGAGCACAGCCAACAUGCCGUCCCUCGCCAGCAGCCACGCGCACCCCAAUCCGCUCGCUUCCCACGCCCCCACCUCGGCCCUCGCCAGCAUGGACGACCCGCAACCCUCGCCCUCGCCCGGCACCCCCGCCCACAUCUCGCCCACCACGCCCACCGCCAACGUGUCGCAGCAGACGACCCGCCCCAGCACGCCCUCGCUGCGCCCAGACCUCGUGCGCGCAAGGAGCGACUUUGGGCCCCGCCAUCCUGCGCCGUCCGAGAGCGCCGACGAGGCCAGCACCGACGGCCACUUCAAGAUCCGCCAUGGCUGGGACGACCAGCUGAACUCGGAGGAGUACAGCAACAUGCUGACGUCGAACUUCUUCAUGUACUACACCGACAAGAAGCACGAGACGGGCGGCCACCCCAAGAGCGAGGCCAGCGCAUUCCCCAUCCAGGAGUGGCGCAUGCGCGACCGCUUGAAGACCGUCUCUGCCGUCCUCGCCCUGUGCCUCAACAUUGGCGUCGACCCGCCCGAUGUCAUCAAGACAAAUCCCUGCGCAAAGGAGGAGUGCUGGAUAGACCCGACCGUCACGUCGCAGACACCUGGCCACACCCCCAUGAACCAGAUCGGCAAGGCCCUGCAGACGCAGUACGAGCAGCUGAGCAUGCGCACGCGCUACAAGCUGCUGCUCGACCCAACGACCGAGGAAACAAGGAAAUACACGUCUACACUGCGACGCAAUGCUCGCAAUGAGAGGGUCCUCUUCCACUACAACGGCCACGGCGUCCCGAAACCAACCUCUUCUGGCGAGAUUUGGGUCUUCAACCGCAACUACACCCAAUACAUUCCUCUGUCGCUAUACGACCUGCAGAGCUGGAUUGGGGCCCCGAGUCUGUUUGUAUACGACUGCUCCGACGCCGGUAUCAUCAUCAGCAACUUCAACAGGUUUGCCGAGAAGCAUCAAACCGAGUUCGAGGAGGCGCGUAGGAGGGACUCCAGUGUCGAGUAUGUAGAUUUCAGCGACUGCAUCCAUCUAGCGGCGUGUAGAGAAAAAGAGUCUCUUCCCACAAAUCCGGAACUGCCUGCAGACAUGUUUACUGCCUGCCUGACAGAUCCCAUCACCAUGGCUGUGCGAUUUUUCAUACUGCAAAAUCCUCUCCCCAGCAAGGUCGGCCUGCGGGAUGCUCACAACAUCCCCGGAAAAGUCUCUGAGCGUAGAACGCCCAUUGGCGAGCUGAACUGGAUCUUCACAGCCAUUACUGACACAAUCGCCUGGAACUCCCUGUCGAAGCCCCUGUUUAAGAAACUGUUUCGCCAGGACCUCAUGGUUGCUGCUCUCUUCCGCAACUACCUCCUAGCACAACGCAUCAUGCGCGUGUACCACUGCAAUCCCAUCUCCCAUCCCGAGAUCCCUCAGACGCACGAUCAUCCACUGUGGCGAAGCUGGGAUCUUGCUGUCGAGCUGAUCUUGGCCCAGCUUCCUGACCUUCAAGCCGAGGCUCGUGGCGAGAAGGAGUAUCAAUACAAGCACUCCGAGUUCUUUGCUGAGCAAUUGACGGCCUUUGAGGUGUACUUGACGCAGGGCGCCGUGGAGCAGAAGAUACCGGAGCAGCUGCCCAUAGUGCUUCAGGUUCUUCUUAGCCAAGUUCACCGCCUUCGUGCGUUGAUCCUUCUCUCGAGCUUCCUGGAUCAUGGCCCGUGGGCUGUCAAUCUCGCACUCAGCAUCGGCAUCUUUCCAUACGUGCUGAAGUUACUCCAGUCGCAGGCAAACGAACUCAAACCUGUCAUGGUCUUUAUAUGGGCUCGCAUCCUAGCCGUUGACCAGUCUUGCCAGGCGGAUCUCCUAAAAGACAACGGGUAUCAAUAUUUCAUCAACAUCUUCAAUCCCAAUUCAGGUAUUCCUAUUCAGAAUGCCAGCGAGCACCGAGCAAUGUGCGCAUUCAUCAUCUCCAUGUUCUGCAAGGACUACAACCAAGGGCAGCGUGCAUCACUCAGCACUGAGCUGGUCGAGAGUUGUUUGGACCACCUGAAAGACAUGCAAAACCCUCUGCUGCGACAGUGGUCGUCUCUCUGCUUGAGCAAGCUCUGGAUCAACUACGAAGAAGCAAAGUGGGUUGGAAUUCGUUGCAUGGCACACGAGCGAUUGUGUGAGCUUGUCAUCGACCCGGUCGCCGAAGUCAGGGCUGCAAUGCUACAUGCAUUGACGUCCUUUCUAGGCAUUCGAGACGUCACUGCUCAGGUGGCUAACAUCGAGGAGUCAAUCGCAUCCAUGGUGCUUGUCAUGACCACGGAUGGCAACAGUAUGGUACGGAGGGAGUUGCUGAUAUUUUUCUCUACUUUUGUCGCUCGCUACAAGUCGCGAUUCGUCGUCGCUGCAUUCGAGCAGUUCUCCGAAGAGACAAACGCCCACCUCUCGACGCAGGCGGAAGAUAGGAACAGCGAGGGCCUCUUCAUGAAACCCCGAGCGCCGGGAAGUGACGGUUCUUCCUCAUCAAGCCCCUGCUCGCAGAACACCAUCUACUCCGCUAUCUGGAAAGAAAUCUUGGUCAUGUCUGUCGAUCCCCAUCCCGAGAUCGCCAUGGACGCUGGAGUAGUUGUAGAUUACAUUCUGAUCGCACUCCUUGAUUCUCCACUCGCCAAAUUUGUCCAAUCGCAGUUCGAUGACAGCCUGAAGAAGACUUCCGUUCCUCGCCCGGUCCGCCGAACGCAGGAAGAGAGACCUGCCCAGCAGAUGGCUUCGACUCCACCUACGCCGUCAAAAGAAUCGGGUUAUCUGUCUCUCUUUGGAGGCAUGCGAAAAUCAACGAGCGUUGGUGCCUCUCUAAAGAGCCUUUGGACGGGGCAUGAGUCGUCAAAUUCUUCUCAAAAGGCGCCGGGCAAGGGCAAAGUGGAUGAUCUGCUAGCUUCCUCCACAGAUUCCCGUCCUCAGACUCCAGAAAAAUACCACGUCGAGGAAGAGCCAGAAUCAAGAGGGCUCAAAUCUAGGACCUUGGGUCAGAAGCCAGAAAUACCACUCAAAAGCGUGUUUUUCGAAUGGUCUGUGGAGUAUUUCCGUGAGCCGCAAAUGAAACCGACAGAGGCAGAUGAGCCUGGCAGCACAGACUACAAUGGCAGACUUUGGCGAAGAAACCGCAACGACAAGAUCAUCGCCGAGACACAACCACUGAAAGAUGUUGCAGUUUCGAAUCGAUGGGAUGUUCCCCGUGGUUACUUUGAUAACCUCAGUCAGCCCAUGAAGAUGUGCUUUCAUCAAUUCGAGGAUCACCUCGUAGUCACUGACAAUCGAGACACGGUCAAUAUCAUUGAUUACUCCAAAACGGUCAACAGGCUCAAUUGCUUCUCCAACGGCAACCCCCCAGACUCGAAGAUAACCGACGUCCGUUUCAUCAACGAGGACGACCAAGCUCUGUUGAUGAUUGGGUCAUCGGAUGGUGUCAUCAAGAUAUUCCGCAACUACGACACAAAAGCGAAGACGGAACUAGUGACGGCUUUCCGAGCCUUGACUGAUCUUGUUCCAAGCAACAAAAACGCUGGACUCGUUUUCGACUGGCAGCAGGGUAGAGGCCUGGUGCUAGUCGCUGGAGAUGUCAAGGUUAUCCGCGUGUGGAAUGCGGGGACAGAAGUGUGCACAAGCGACAUACCCGCGCGAUCAGGGUCGUGUAUCACUUCGUUAACCUCAGAUCAAGUAGAAGGUGAUGUGUUUGUUGCGGGUUUCGGUGACGGUGCUAUACGAGUCUACGACCAGCGUCAGAAACCUGCAAGUGCCAUGGUCAAAGUUUGGAAAGAGCACAAACAAUGGGUGACCAAUGUCCACCUACAACGCGGCGGGCAACGUGAACUCAUCAGUGGUUGCCGAAGUGGAGAGGUCAAAUUAUGGGACAUUCGCAUGGAUCGGAGUGUGAGAACCAUACAAGCGACGACUGACCAUCUUCGCACGCUGAGCGUUCACGAGCAUGCGCCCGUCUUUGCAACUGGAACACAGAAGCAUCGGGUCAAGAUCUUCAACAUUAACAAUGGUAAGCCUGUGUCGUGCUUCGAGCCAUACUCGGGCUUCCUCCGCGAUCGAUCAGCGCCCAUAUCGGCUACGGCUUUCCAUCCCCAUCGUCUUAUGAUUGCGGCUGCAGCUUUGCAUGAUAACCACGUCAACAUCUUCUCCUGCCACGAGCCGAAGAAUCCCACGCUUAAGACGGUGAAGCUGUGGGAGGGUAGUACCACUUCUUCUGGCCGAGCACCCUCAUUCACUUGAGUGAUCAUCUUGUUAGGUAGACUUAUUUCUUUGGUACGAGGAGGCUAGUAGGUGAAGGAGCAUUGAAAGAUAUGGCGUAAACGGUGCAGAUACUUUGGUUCCACGGCAUAGCUAGCGGACAGGGCAUUGGGACAUGGCGUAUGGCGUGCUUAGGUUGCACAUGGGGGCUUCAUCAUGACCAUGCGUGGCGUGCAGUAUAGUAGUUGGUAUGUUAAUGAUAAAAUAUAAUUUGGUCGAGGU